Manis pentadactyla (Chinese pangolin) is the source of this 7117-nucleotide messenger RNA. It is a transcript of the gene SLC7A2, whose product is annotated as solute carrier family 7 member 2. The transcript has 13 exons. The coding region runs from base 320 to 2296 and encodes 658 amino acids. Gene Ontology annotation, biological process: transmembrane transport; amino acid transport. Gene Ontology annotation, molecular function: amino acid transmembrane transporter activity. Lineage: Eukaryota; Metazoa; Chordata; Mammalia; Pholidota; Manidae. Gene Ontology annotation, cellular component: plasma membrane. The record is from RefSeq and is a predicted model, not a curated record.
CACAGAGGGGCGCGCACUUGCCCCGCUGGCUUUCUGCGGCGCGGCGGCCUCAGAGCUCCUCUUGCUUCAGACCCGUGAGGCGGCGGCCGUUCCCGCCACACGCUCCCGCCGCUCGUCCACCGCCGCCCCCUCGGCGCCGCCCAUGCUUAGGACAAGAGGGGCUUAGAGCAUCACAAGAUCCCUAAGUUCCUUUCCUGCUCUAGAGGAAAAUAGCCCGGAGCCCAUUCUCAUUUACGUAUUCGUAGUCCCCCCCUCCCCCCCACCCCGCCAAGAGCUUCCUGACGUCUCUUCUGACCACGCCAGGUCGCCCCCUGUCAGCAUGAUUCCCUGCAGAGCCGCGCUGUCUUUUGCCCGAUGUCUGAUCCGGAGAAAAGUCGUCACUCUGGACAAUCUAGAGGAUUCCAAAUUAUGCCGCUGCUUGUCCACCAUGGAUCUCAUCGCCCUGGGGGUUGGAAGCACUCUCGGCGCGGGGGUUUAUGUCCUUGCUGGGGAGGUUGCCAAGGCAGACUCGGGUCCCAGCAUCGUGGUCUCCUUCCUCAUUGCCGCCCUCGCCUCGGUCAUGGCAGGCCUCUGCUAUGCCGAAUUUGGGGCCCGAGUUCCCAAGACUGGGUCUGCGUAUUUGUACACUUACGUCACUGUUGGAGAGCUGUGGGCCUUCAUCACUGGCUGGAAUCUCAUUUUAUCUUACGUGAUAGGUACUUCAAGUGUUGCAAGAGCAUGGAGUGGCACCUUUGAUGAACUUCUUAGCAAACAGAUUGGCCAGUUUUUCCAGACAUACUUGAAGAUGAAUUAUACUGGCCUUGCAGAGUAUCCUGACUUUUUUGCUGUAUGCCUUAUAUUACUUCUGGCAGGUCUUUUAUCUUUUGGAGUAAAAGAGUCAGCUUGGGUGAAUAAAGUCUUCACGGCUAUAAAUAUCCUGGUCCUUCUCUUCGUUAUGGUUGCUGGGUUUGUGAAAGGAAACGUGGAAAACUGGAAGAUCAGUGAAGAGUUUCUCAAAAAUAUAUCAGCAGGAGCCAGAGAGCCGCCUUCUGAGAAUGGAACAAGUAUCUAUGGGGCUGGUGGCUUUAUGCCUUACGGUUUCGCAGGAACUUUGGCUGGGGCCGCAACCUGUUUUUAUGCCUUUGUGGGAUUUGACUGCAUUGCAACAACUGGUGAAGAAGUCCGGAAUCCUCAGAAAGCUAUUCCUAUUGGAAUUGUGACUUCUUUGCUUGUUUGCUUCAUGGCCUAUUUUGGGGUCUCUGCAGCUCUAACACUCAUGAUGCCAUACUACCUCCUUGAUGAAAAAAGCCCCCUUCCUGUAGCAUUUGAGUAUGUUAGAUGGGGUCCUGCCAAAUACGUCGUUGCAGCGGGCUCCCUCUGUGCUUUGUCAACAAGUCUUCUUGGAUCCAUUUUCCCAAUGCCUCGUGUAAUCUAUGCUAUGGCGGAGGAUGGGUUGCUUUUCAAAUGUCUAGCUCAAAUCAAUUCCAAAACGAAGACACCAAUAAUUGCUACUUUAUCAUCGGGUGCAGUGGCAGCCGUGAUGGCGUUUCUGUUUGACCUGAAGGCACUUGUGGACAUGAUGUCAGUUGGCACCCUCCUGGCCUACUCCCUGGUGGCAGCGUGCGUCCUCAUCCUCAGGUACCAGCCUGGCUUAUCUUAUGAGCAGCCUAAAUAUUCUCCUGAGAAGGAAGCUCUGAGACCAUGUGCCGGUGAUGCCUCGAAAAGCACAGCCCAGGUCCUCAGGCUGCAUGGGCAGGGCUUCAGCCUAAGGCCCGCCUUCAGCCCCUCUGCCCUGCCCACCCAGCAGUCAGCUUCUCUCGUGAGCUUUCUGGUAGGAUUCCUUGCGUUUCUCAUUUUGGGCCUGAGUGUUUUGACCACAUAUGGAGUCCACGCUGUCUCCAGACUGGAAGCAUGGAGCCUCACCCUUCUGGUGCUGUUGCUUGUGCUCUGCAUCGCCAUCGUUCUCACCAUUUGGAGGCAGCCCCAGAAUCAGCAAAAAGUUGCCUUUAUGGUUCCCCUCUUACCGUUUUUGCCAGCCUUCAGCAUCCUGGUGAACAUAUACUUGAUGGUCCAGCUGAGUGCAGACACUUGGAUCAGAUUCAGCAUUUGGAUGGCACUUGGUUUCCUGAUUUACUUCACUUAUGGCAUUAGACACAGUCUGGAGGGUAAUCUGAGGGAUGAAGGUGAUGAUGAAGAUUCUUAUUCAGACAACAUUAAUGCAGCCAUGGAAGAAAAAUCAGCCAUUCAAGCCAGUGACCACCACCAAAGAAACCUCAGUUUGCCUUUCAUAUUCCAUGAAAAAACGAGCGAGUGCUGAUGGUCUGCAGUGUGACGGACACCUCCUCCAUGCAGUGAGCCGGGCAGGAUGUCACGUCACGCUAUGAUGUCAGGGUUUUGCCGCAGACACAGCUCACCCUAAUUUAUACUGACUCACCUGGACAGCACCUCCUCAGCUGGUGAAUUAUGUUCCUGGGGAAACCUCCUGAGCCCUCUCCUCAGUGAUGAAUACCCCACUGCAUAGUGUAGAGAGAGCGUGUGUGUGUGUGUGUGUGUGUGUGUGUGUGUGUGUGUGGUGUGUCUGGGCUGGAGAACAGCAAUGUUGAAAGUUGUUGCUGUUUACUGUUACUGCCUUACAUUUUCCCAUGCUGUCAUUAAUGGUGGCAUAGGCUGCAUAGACUGAAAUGCAGGGGAUCGCGGACUGCAGAGUGUUUUGUAUGUGCCUGGUGUGUGAGGGGAAAUAACUGUUGCUUUUCCUUAUUAGGCUUCAUUAAUGUCAGUUUAGAACAUGCUAAAAACGCAGUUAUGCAACUUCAUGUCUGUCGUCAGUGAGGAGUAAGAGGAGGGGACAAGAAAUGAGCCUUUUCUGUAACUUAUAAAUGCCAGCAGUGGGUUUAGUACAGGUCUUUCUCCUGUGAGGUAUGACGGUUUGCUAAAACUGUAGCCUGUAGGAGUGUUUGUGUCUGCCACACUACACAGUACGGGCGGGAGCCAGGUGGCACCCCGUGGGGCUGUUGUCUCCUCGGAGGGGCCCCACCACUGGGAGUGGUGAACCCGCCUCAGCCCAGUCUGGCUGGACAAAGGCCGUGUGAUAUACUCGGGCUCUCCAGUCCCCAGGGCCAGAAAGCUUGUGUAAGUGGCAAUGAUGAGGAUGUGUUCAAAAAUCAGAGAUACAUGCUUGGGAAAGUAUACACCAAGCACCCUUGUUUUAAAAGUCACUUAAAAUAAGCCCAUAAAAUCUCCUGGAUCACAUAAUUGGUGGAGUGAUUCAUGCUUUUUUCCAUUACUUAAUAAUAACUAGUCACAGUUCAGGUUUUUUUUUAACCUUAUCAGACACAGAAUUCACUCCUCUGUUUCUAUUAUUAUUCUGUCUUGUCCUACAUAUGAACGGCUACAGUAGUAGCAAAUUCUAUCUUCACUGCAUGCAAAAGAAGAAAAAAAUGAAGGGAUAUAGGAAAAGAAAAUACCCAUGUUCUGCUUUUUUUAAAGUGCCUAUUCACAUAACAAAGGGUAUUCGGCCCAAUUUAAGGGGUUCAGAUCAAAUUUGCCUCUGAUGUUUCUUCUGGAAACAUUUAGGGAUGUUUUUUUUUUCUUCCCUGAUCCCAUCAACUGUGUGCCACUUGCAAUCUCAUUUAUUUUUAAACAACCACACUAAGGCUAUUAAUACAAACCCCAGUAUUAUACAAUAACCCAUCAGUGGUUGGGGAAUUAAAUAUUUUCAUUAAAUACAUGAUUUUUUAAAACUUCAAGCUAAAAAAAUUAACCAAAUCAAAUAAAAGCUAUGUAAACACAGUAACCUUUAUAUAAGUAAAUAAGUAACUUAUAUGUGAGAUUACUACAGUUUAUAGGGUUCUCUAAUAAUGGAUUAUUUAUCUGCAGUGUGGUUUGCUUCUCAUGAGUAAUUUUUCUUACAAAGAAUUAAAUGGUUCACUAGAUGAGGCUAAAGGCUAACCCUUUACAUAUGUACACACAUGGGUUACGUUCCCAGGAUGAACAUUAUCAAGCACACCAGUUGACCACCUUAAUCCAAAGGCAAGGAAAACAUUUGUUUUCUGUCAGCUCUUCCAAGAGAUUAAUUAUUUUAUUGAUGCCAUUAAAAUGCAAGUUGUGAUUUGUCGUUUUGUCUAACCAAGAGUUCAGUGUGACUAGGUAUCGAAUAAACAGGUAGAAAGCCUGGGUUUCUGGCUGCUGGUACUUUGGCAUCCUUGACAUAGAACUCGGUAUUGGACAUUCCAUAAUUUCCAGUGUGCACGUGGUAAAAUGAGAAGCCCAGAAUACUCUCUCAAGCUGCAUGUUUAAUAGGAAGAGUUGAAUACAAAAGGUGAGAUAUUUUUGUAAGGACUCUAGGCAUACUCAUAAAUCCUUGCUGGCAGUACACUGAAAACCCUUUUACUCUGUAAUCAGUCUAGAAUAGGCCCUUCACACCUGGAAUAUAAGGAAUUUCAUACAUGAAUACUUAAAUCUUUUACUAUGACAAAACCAAGUAAUUUGUUUAGAACGUGAUAGGCAGCUAGAACUAUUAUGCCCACUGUGUCCAAUUAGGAGCAUAAUUUAGGUAAAAAUUACUUUUCCACAUUGAAACACUUUGCAAACAUGAAUAUCUAUGAAAAGACACUUUGUCAGUGACUUUUUUCUGUGAAGACUAAAAAUAUGUGAGUACAUAUCUGUAUGUAUAUAUUUCAGAUGUCAGUGUAUAUGUCAGUUAGGUUAAUGUUGGUCUUUGGAAAUGAUACCUUCAUGUAGAUAAAAAAAACCAAGCUGGUGUGGAGAAAAAUUAAUGUUUUAUAUCGAUAGGUAUACUUUCAUGAAAUUUUUAGGUUUUAAACUGUUUUGAAAUAUACAUUAUAUGUGUAGUAUUUUCUAUAGGUUCUUUAAGAAAGAUAUAUUUAUAAUGCUUCUAAUAUGAAAUCACUGAAGUCUAGUAUAUUAUAACAGGUGCUUUAUAAUCUGAAAUGGAGUAGGUGUUUGUGGGUAUUUGUUUCCUUGGUGCUAUGGCACCUUUUCUAACAUCUUAGUGUGUGUCUAGUAGUAAAAGCCCAUUUCCCAGCCCUUUUACACCCACCCCUGUUCCUGUGUCAGAAUUCAUAACCGUUUGAGCACGAUCUUAGGAUUACCAACAUGUUUUGUAUAGACUUGACUAGUAAUCAGUCACACUUACAUAAGGUCCUCUCCAGAAAUUAAAAAGUGCAUGCACAUAUUCUCUUCAUUGUGACUGAGUAAAAAACAGCUUGAAUUACUUUUCUUUUCUAUACUAGGGAAUAACGCUCUCAACGUUUUCAACAAGAAAUGUCUUAUAGUAGCACCUUUGUUUUUACAGAGAUGAUUUGUGCAUAGCCAUAGAAAGGCCAUGCCUACCUUAUAUUUAAGAAGGAAAUUAUGCAAAUUCAAGUUUAAAAAUUAUGAAUCAGCUUUAUAUUAGAAAUACAUUAGAUACUGAAAUAAAGGAUAUUUUUAACUUUCUAUUUUAAUAGUAACCAAAAUAUUUUCUAAGUCCUAGGUAUUUGCAGGUAGUUGUUAGAACAUUUUGAAUUAGAAUCUGUAUUUACCAAAUUAUUUCUUAAAUUUAUUUGAAUGCUUAGCAGGGAGAAUAAGAAAAAAUACUCACCUUCCAGUAUUGAUGCCAGAGGGAGCAGAUUAGUUUUAUCUUCUUUCAACUUAAACCAGGGCAUAUGCUGAGAUUGUAAAACCAUGUGAUAAUGUUGUGCCAGCCAAGAUGUCAACUCUCCCUUCCCCAUGAUGUCACUUAUGGUGGUCUCUGUCUGAUUUUCUCCUGAUGCCCUAUAAGCGCCUGUUAGUCAACACCAAAAAUAUAAUUUCCACAGAACUGUAAAGGGUUGGGUUUAGAGUGUACAGCACAGAGCAUUAAAAUUCACAUAAUUAUCAGUGUGUGAAGUUUGGUGGGGGGAGUAGGUGGAAUUCUUUUUUUUUUUUUUACUAGUGCCUUCUCUGUACAUUUUCUACUUACAUUCUCUAACACAUCCUAAAAUAUCAAGGGAAAAAGUACCAAAGGUCACAUAGUAUGUAAUGCCAACACAGGUCAUAUUUGUAGUCAUGUAGAUUUGGAAAUAAGAUUGCUUGACUUUGUUCAGUGGAGAUUUUUUUUUUCUCCUUAUGUAAUUCUGUUUAAACAUUUUUAAAUGGCUUUGUGGCUUCUGGACUUUGAGAGGCCCUCUCUGUUUUUGUUGUGGUUGUUGGUUUGGCUGUUGGUCUCUGUAACACUUGUUACUCUUUGUAUGUACACAGUUUAGUCUUAACUGAUUUCAAAUGCAUUCUUUUAUGGCUCAACCCAGCGAGCAGCCCUGUCUGCCAGGAGCACCAUACUUAGUUUUUAUACCACAGUCUCUGGCCUUGAAGAGCCUUCACUGACCAUUGGGGCUCGUUGGGAAUCAUAACUAGGAACCUGGGCUGGUUCCAGGGCCAGGCAGCCUGCAAAGUGUAUCUGUAACUACUCCUGUUGGGUGAGGUCUUGGGGUGACAGGGUAGGGUGCCAAGUGAAAGACUUCACAUGAAAGUACUCCUUAAUUUCAGUUCUGACUGUCCCAUGAAUGGGGUCCUUAAUUUCAGUUCUGACUGUCCCAUGAAUACAUCACAAUGAAUGAGAAGGACCAGGGAACCUCCAUGACUCUUGGAAAAGACGGUUGCUUCCUGGAACUGGCUCCACAGGGUGCGAACCCCUGCAGUUCCUGCGUGGGCACUGACAGCCUUCGGUUGGAAAGUGUGUGGGUCCAGGCUCAGCUGAUAAAGAUCUUGUGAUGCUAACAGGGCGGGUUUCUCUGGCCCGGGCCUGGCUGACAGGCUCUUCAUUUUUACUGUCCACUAGGGGUGCCCAGUGAUUUUAUUGCUUUAUUUGUUAUUACUGUACUUAAUAGAAACUGUUAAGAGCCCAAGACCCUAUAUGUAGAAACUCUGUCUGUAAAACCCAGCAGAUAUAUUGGAUAUGUGUGAAUGUAAACAUUUUUUGUGUAGUAGGUUAUUUUAAAUUUAACUGUUUUAAAUGAUAAUUAGUGUUCCUUUUUACUUAUACAGUUGUUAUUUUUUAGAAUUUGUUAUGAAUAAGAACUGUGCUGCUUUACCCCUGUAAAAUAUGCUUUCUAAUGUGACCAUGUAUUUUUAGAAUAAAUUUUAAUAUGUCUUGUCAUAA